Molecule: messenger RNA, 190 nt
Organism: Ambispora gerdemannii
Lineage: Eukaryota; Fungi; Glomeromycota; Glomeromycetes; Archaeosporales; Ambisporaceae
Source: the annotation of a GenBank genome assembly
AUGAGGCAGCAGAAGGUGAAGAGUGAGAUAGCAGAAGUGAAGGAUGAGUUCAAUAAAGAGGAAAGUGUGAUUGAAAGUAAGGAGGAUGAGGCUACAAAUGAAGAUGAUGAAAAAGAAAGUGAAACUGAAGAUAUGUGGAAUGAUAGCAAAAAUGAAUGGUAUGAAAAAGAAGGAAAUAUUGAUUUGGAAG